CCAACUCAUUUUAACUUAAGACUCCGCGAGAGAUGGGCGGUUAGUGAAGUACUCGCAUAGACUUAUAUACCCUAUCAGUUUAUUUAGUGGGUGUCUUAAUUGAAGUGGCAAAGCGGUGUCGUGACACGAACUCCUUACAAUUACUGAUACAGAUCUCUAAUUAAUCGCAGCUGAUUGCUUUUUUUUUGAACUGCAAUGUGAACUUUCGCGGUCGCUAAAAUGAGUCCAGUGUUCGCGAUUCAUAAUAAUUGCCAGCUCAGGAGCUCUAUGGGACAGCAGGUUGUAAGUGAUGCGGAACCCGGAAGGAGUUGGAUUGGUCGUCAGUUUUCGAGGCUGAUGCGCACCCUUCGCUACCGCAUCAGCGGCGAGGGUCGGACGAUACCCCCGGAUUGGUUCCUGGACAAGUUCGCAGCUGAGACCUUCAACGAUCCUGAGGAACCACUAUACCAAGCGAAGAGAUCCAAGUUCUUCUGUGGACUGAGACUUGCGUUUGAUCCGACGCUGCCUGCGCAUUAUCACUGGCUGGCUGUUGUCUCACUGGCCAUCCUAUACAACAUGGUGUUCGUCAUCGGUCGCGCGGUGUUCUGGGAGCUCGACGACCUGACGCUGCUGUGGUACGUGCUGGACUACCUCUGUGACACGAUCUACCUGAUGGACACGAUCGUUCAUAUGCAUGAAGGCUAUUUGGAACAGGGCCUGAUGGUGAGGGACUCUGAGAUGCUAAGGGAGCACUACCUCAGUACUGACUCGUGGCGGUAUGACGUCAUAUCACUGCUGCCAACCGACAUCGCUUACUAUUGGUGGACCCCAGGCUCUUGCAGUGACAAACGUUUGCCUUGCCCCGUAAUCGUCCGCCUCAAUCGCCUGGUGCGCCUGCCGCGCAUGUGGGAGUGGUUCGACCGCACCGAGACCGCCACUAGCUUCCCGAAUGCGUUCCGAAUUUGCAAGGUCGUCAUGGCAAUUUUAGUCCUGAUCCACUGGAACGCUUGCCUCUAUUUCGUGAUCAGUUAUGCGAUUGGAUUCGGAGUCGACAACUGGGUUUACAACAUAACCGGAGCCCGUAACGAGACCUUGGCCCAUCAGUACAUCUACAGCUUCUACUGGUCCACGCUUACCCUGACAACCAUAGGUGAAACUCCCCAACCUGAGAACGAUGCUGAGUAUGUAUUCGUGGUCGCUGACUUUCUCGCAGGCGUACUGAUCUUUGCAACCAUCGUGGGUAACAUCGGAUCUAUGAUCUCAAAUAUGAACGUGGCAAGAGUCGAAUUCCAAAACAAAAUGGAUGGAGUCAAACAGUAUAUGGCUUUUCGAAAAGUGAGCGGAGAGUUAGAGGCUCGUGUUAUAAGAUGGUUUGCGUAUACCUGGGCUGAAUCUGGUGCUUUGGAUGAAGAAACUGUACUUUCCUCUUUACCGGAUAAAUUAAAAGCCGAGAUCGCUAUCCGAGUUCACCUCGAUACAUUGCGUAAAGUGGAGAUUUUUAAGGAUUGCGAGCCGGGAUUGCUCGAAGCUUUGGUGUUGAAGUUGCGCCUUCAAGUGUUCAGCCCUGGAGAUUACAUUUGUCGUAAAGGAGACGUGGGGAAGGAGAUGUACAUUGUCAAACGCGGAAGACUUCAGGUUGUCGCGGAUGAUGGGAAAACGGUUCUUGCUACUUUGAGCGCUGGCUCCGUCUUUGGUGAAGUUAGCGUUUUGGAGAUAGCUGGGAAUCGAACCGGGAAUAGACGGACAGCCAAUGUCCGCGCUUUGGGCUACUCUGAUCUAUUCUGCUUGGCGAAGAGGGACCUGUGGGAGGCGCUCGGCGACUAUCCGGACGCUAUGGCCACUUUGACUGAACGCGGUUGCCAAUUGCUUCGUAAGGAUGGGCUUCUGGAUGAAAAUGUAUUUGAAAACGCUCAAACGACUCAGCAAAGUAUGGAGGAAACCGUUCGCAAACUUGAAUCAACUGUGGAAACUCUGGAGAAACGUUUACAAGGAUUGUUGACCGACGUGGGCGAGGAGCAAGCUAAAAUGAAGCAAAGGAUCAACAAGAUUGCCACUAGGAUAAUCGAGUCCGACAACGAAGAGACGGACCAAGAGUACGAUACAAGUGACGACGAGCCCGAUCUGCAGAGCGAGAUCGCCCGUUCCUACGAUAGCUACCGAAUACCCCUCAGCCCUGUGCAGUGUUCCUCGAGGAUGUCGUACAUACACCAUCGGGAACGAGGACAUUCCUUGAGUGUGGAGAGGACUCCGGGCCUCUUGCGCGCCAACCCUGAGCCACGAAGCAAGUCACUGCGCGUCAAAAGGUUUCAUAAAGAACCUACAAAGUGAAGUCAGGGAUGUAGAUAUGAUCGUUUUUGUUUAAUUUUGUAAGAUAAAUAUAUCCGGCUAUACUCAUCAUGCUGUCCAUCCAGCAAUGACUCAAAGCAACAAGUGUAAAUUAAAAAUUUAUA
Messenger RNA from Maniola jurtina (meadow brown), 2429 nucleotides. Its product is annotated as cyclic nucleotide-gated cation channel subunit A-like. Gene Ontology annotation, cellular component: intracellular cyclic nucleotide activated cation channel complex; plasma membrane. Gene Ontology annotation, molecular function: protein-containing complex binding; cGMP binding; intracellularly cAMP-activated cation channel activity. The transcript has 8 exons. The coding region runs from base 220 to 2307 and encodes 695 amino acids. NCBI's taxonomy places the organism in Eukaryota, Metazoa, Arthropoda, Insecta, Lepidoptera, Nymphalidae. Gene Ontology annotation, biological process: monoatomic cation transmembrane transport. The record is from RefSeq and is a predicted model, not a curated record.